AGUGCGUGGUCAUGUGGAGGGUGGAGCGGAAUAGUUUGAAGUUUUACCCAGUAGGCUGUUCGGUCUAUAAGUAGGUGGUGCAGCAGGCUGAGUUCAGAACAGAGUUGUUGUGAGUCGAGGCCGGUCGUGCAGAGAUAAAGCUGAGUGUGUGGAUGGAGCAGCCUGUGCUAAACUUUACUUCUUUUUCUUUACUGCUUUGUUAAGAACUUCAAGUGGACUAACUUUCUACAGCAGUUUCUCUAAGAAAACUUAAAUGAUGGCAGACAAAACCAAGGCCUCAUCCAGCAACGAGAGUGAUUCUUACAGCGUGCUUACCUGGGAGCAGGUGAGCCGGCUGGAUGAGGUCCUGACUGAACCAGUACCAGUGCAUGGUCGUGGCAACUUCCCCACACUCGAGGUGCGUCUGAAGGACAUAGUGCAGAUGGUACGCGAUCGGCUUGACCAGAGGGACAUUCAAGUAAAAGACAUCCGUUUAAAUGGCUCUACAGCUAGCCACGUGCUAGUCAAGGACAUUGGCUGGAGUUACAAAGAUCUGGAUAUUAUCUUCAGGGUUGAUCUUCCCAAGGAGACUGACUUUCAGCUGAUAAAAGAUGUUGUGUUGGGCACUUUGUUGGACUUCUUGCCAGAAGGUGUUAACAAGGAGAAGAUCACACACAUGACUCUAAAAGAGGCCUACGUACAGAAGCUGGUUAAAGUGUACACCGAGCAAGACCGCUGGUCCCUUAUCUCUUUGUCCAACAACAACGGUCGCAAUGUAGAGCUCAAGUUCGUGGACUCAAUCCGCAGGCAGUUUGAAUUCAGUGUGGAUUCCUUUCAAAUUAUUCUGGACUCUAUGCUGGUCCAUUAUGAUGUCUCUGAAAAGGUAGUGUCUCAGCAUUUCCACCCCUCUGUGGUAGUGGAGAGCGUUUACGGUGACUUCGCUGUGGCUCUAGAGCACCUCAAAAACAAGCUGAUCGCCACGAAAAGGCCAGAGGAGAUUCGUGGAGGUGGAUUGUUAAAAUAUUGUAACCUCCUGGUGAGAGACUUCAGGCCCACAGAUGAAGAAGAGUUCAAAGCAUUAGAGCGGUACAUGUGCUCUCGCUUUUUCAUCGAUUUUCCUGACAUCGGUGAGCAGCAGAGAAAACUUGAGGCCUACCUGCAGAGUCACUUUGUAGGUGAGGAGAAGAGCAAGUAUGACUACCUUCUAAUCUUGAGGAGAGUUGUCAACGAGAGCACAGUCUGCCUCAUGAACCACGAGAGGAAACAGACACUUGACCUUAUAUCAUUCACAGCUUUUCGAGUGCUCGCAGAACAGAACGCCAUACCUGAUGCAUCAAAUGUGACCUGUUACUACCAGCCAGCACCUUAUGUCAGAGACCUAAACUUCAGUAAUUACUAUGUGGCCUCAUGUAACCAGUCCAUUCCUACCUGGCUGCAGUGUAAAUGAGACACUCGACAGAUGCUUUAUUAAUAAAAAAACGGACUAGUUGGGCAUAAAUCGUAUUUCCCCAUGGGGACAUAAAUGAUAUAUUUAAAGACAAA
Trichomycterus rosablanca is the source of this 1521-nucleotide messenger RNA. RefSeq names its product terminal nucleotidyltransferase 5C (gene tent5c). Lineage: Eukaryota; Metazoa; Chordata; Actinopteri; Siluriformes; Trichomycteridae. The transcript is spliced from 2 exons. Bases 254 to 1426 code for a protein of 390 amino acids. Gene Ontology annotation, molecular function: poly(A) RNA polymerase activity; RNA binding. The record is from RefSeq and is a predicted model, not a curated record. Gene Ontology annotation, biological process: mRNA stabilization.